Molecule: messenger RNA, 2146 nt
Organism: Achroia grisella
Lineage: Eukaryota; Metazoa; Arthropoda; Insecta; Lepidoptera; Pyralidae
Gene: Pgm1
Product: phosphoglucomutase
Exons: 10
Coding region: 121-1800 (559 amino acids)
Biological process (GO): carbohydrate metabolic process
Cellular component (GO): cytosol
Molecular function (GO): phosphoglucomutase activity; magnesium ion binding
Source: RefSeq, a predicted model, not a curated record
UUCUUCGUCUCCUUUGUUGACCUUCCGGUCUGCGAUAAUUUAUUUCUAAUAUUAUAUUAUUAAAUGUUCUUAUUAAGAUAACAGGCAUUAGUCGCAUUAAUAUUAUUUCAUUCAACAAAGAUGCCUAGUGUGAUUACUGUGAAUACUAAAGUUUAUGAAGGACAAAAGCCGGGUACCAGUGGUUUACGAAAGAAAGUUAAAGUUUUUCUUCAAGAAAAUUAUACGGAAAACUUUGUUCAAAGUAUUUUAGAUGCCAACAAGAAGGUUAUAGUAGGUUCUACGUUAGUUGUCGGCGGCGAUGGCAGAUAUUUGGUGAAGGAAGUUGUGGACAAGAUUAUUAAAAUAUCGGCAGCGAAUGGUGUGUCCAAAUUACUAGUGGGUCAAAAUGGCAUACUUUCAACACCUGCAGUGUCUCAUAUAAUUAGAAAAUAUAAGACCCUUGGUGGUAUAGUGCUAACUGCAUCCCACAAUCCUGGCGGUAUAAACAAUGAUUUUGGUAUCAAAUUCAACUGCAGCAAUGGUGGACCGGCCCCAGAUCAAACAACCAAUGAGAUCUACGCACUCACCACUACGAUCAAGCAAUACAAGAUUGUACCAGAUCUGGUUGUGCCCAUUGAGAAGAUUGGUGUGCAGACUUUUGAUAUCGAAGGCCGGCAGUUUACAGUGGAGGUCAUUGACUCAGUGCAGGAUUAUGUGGCGUAUAUGAAGGAAAUCUUCGACUUUCCCAAGAUAAAAGCUCUGAUACAGGGCUCAGAGCGACGGAAGCCGUUUAAUGUACUGAUUGAUUCUAUGAGUGGGGUCACUGGUCCGUAUGUGAAAUCCAUUUUUGUGGGUGAACUUGGAGCGUCGGAGAAGAACAUUCAUCGCACGAUCCCAUUGGAGGACUUCGGUGGCGCCCACCCUGAUCCUAACCUGACCUACGCAGCAGACCUGGUGAACUCUGUGAAGAAUGGAGACUAUGACUUUGGUGCAGCUUUCGAUGGAGAUGGUGACCGUAAUAUGAUAAUAGGGCGUGGAGCAUUCUUCGUGACUCCUUCUGACUCGCUGGCAGUACUGGCUAACAAUUUGCAGCACAUCCCAUACUUCCAACGGACCGGGGUGCAGGGCUUCGCUCGGAGCAUGCCCACUGCAGCAGCGGUGGACCGCGUGGCGACCGCCACUGGGAAGGAAAUCUUCGAAGUACCAACCGGUUGGAAAUACUUUGGUAACCUAAUGGACGCCGGUCGCCUCUCAUUGUGUGGUGAAGAGAGCUUCGGCACGGGUUCGGAUCAUGUGCGAGAAAAGGAUGGGCUGUGGGCGGCGCUGGCGUGGCUCCAAGUCAUCGCUGCUCUGGGACAAUCUGUAGAGGAGAUUCUGACCGCGCAUUGGGGACAGUUUGGUCGGAAUUAUUUCACCAGGUAUGAUUACGAGGAGUGUGCCAGUGAUCCCUGCAACGAUAUGAUGCAAGCCCUCGAGAGGAAGAUGACACAGCCAGGCUUCAUCGGGUCGUCAUACUCGAGCGGCGGGAAGACGUAUAUAGUCAAAUUGGCAGAUAACUUCUCUUAUGUAGACCCCAUCGAUCAGAGCAUAGCUUUGAAGCAGGGACUUCGUAUUAUAUUCGCGGACGGAUCUCGCAUCGUGAUGCGUUUGAGUGGCACGGGCAGUUCCGGAGCUACUGUUCGGCUGUAUAUAGACUCGUAUGAAGCGAAGGACGUCCUCGGAGAUGCUCAAGUGAUGCUGCGGCCGCUAGUCGAUGUCGCGCUACAAAUAUCUGAGUUGCAGAAAUACACAGGACGUGUAGCACCCACCGUCAUUACGUAAGAGGACUCGACAAUUAAAUUCUGCAAUGAAGGCGAUAUAUAAAUUACGUCACAAAACGGCUGCACAUUACUCCCCGCCUUGAAAGUUUUGGUAAUUUAAGACUGACUGCUAACUCGAAAUAUUGUCCACAAGAACUCCCCGCCUUGAAACUUUUUUAAAUUUCAUAUGUAAUUUAAGGCUGUGUAUCCUCGAUUUGACUACAACUCUAUGAAAUAUCGUCCACAAGAUAAAGGCACUUAAUAUCAACGUUUCAUUUUUUUUAUGGAAUGAUAAUGGCAAGUGUACUCGCCUGCGUUGACAAUAUACGCUGGCGCGGCACCACUGGAGAACAUUUCUUAUUUUCAUC